Messenger RNA from Chenopodium quinoa (quinoa), 2142 nucleotides. Its product is annotated as hydroxyproline O-galactosyltransferase HPGT1-like. The transcript is spliced from 12 exons. The record is from RefSeq and is a predicted model, not a curated record. Gene Ontology annotation, molecular function: hexosyltransferase activity. Bases 637 to 1680 code for a protein of 347 amino acids. Gene Ontology annotation, cellular component: Golgi membrane. Lineage: Eukaryota; Viridiplantae; Streptophyta; Magnoliopsida; Caryophyllales; Amaranthaceae.
ACUUUAACGAGCUAUUCAAAAUAUUCAGAUUGCGGCAAGUGAUAAUCUACCACCAUUAAUCCAAUCAAAGGAAUUUGGAUAGUCCUCACGCUAUCGAAGACACACACUAUCUCCUUACUUACAUUUGGAGAUUGGAAGUAUUUAUCAUAUCUAUUGGGAAGCAAAUCGCACAUUUGAUUGGAUCAUUAACAUAGUUCAUUUAUUAAAUGAGUAUGAAUAUUGUUUGUAAUAACCCUUUGCAAAAAAAAAAAAAAAAAAAAAAAAAAAAAAAAAUUAUGAGUUGGAUACUUGAACAAUUUCUCCAAAACCCGACCCAACCCAUAAUUAGCUCUAAAAUUGUCAAUUUAUCCAACCUCCAAAAGGCCCAAAUCAAAUCAUCAAGAUCCAAAAUUACGUAGUACAAAAUCAUGCUUCAUCCAAUUAUUGAAGGGCAAAUUUGCCAUUUCAUAUUACCAAAAAUGGCUUCCUCUCUUUCAGUUCAGUGUUCAUGGACCUUGCGCUGAAACCUGUGUGAUUCUCUCUCCUCCACUCUCUCUCUCUCUAACUUUCUCUCUCUGAACCUGAAAUUCGAUCUUCAUCAAUUUCACAGCAAAAAAACCCUAAUUUUUCUGGGUUGAAUAACGAAUAGAGAGAAAAAUGCAAAGAAAAGGAUCAAAUCAAAGGUUAUCAUCUUCAAGUAGCAGUAAUAAUACGCUGCUUCGAUCUCGAAUUUCAUUUCUUAUGCUCACCAUGUUAGCCACCAUUGCUUCGUUCUAUGUCGCCGGAAGGUUGUGGCAGGAUGCACAGAAUAGGGUUUAUAUCAUUAAUGAGCUUGACAAAAUAACAGGUCAAGGGCGAAGUGCCAUUUCAGUUGAUGAUUCACUGAAAGUCAUAGCCUGCAGGGAACAACAGAAGAAACUCUCAGCUCUUCAGAUGGAAUUGGCUGCUGCUAAAGAAGAAGGUUUUGUUCCAAAACGUUAUGGGAUUGACAAGGAUAAACCUAAAAAAAGGCCGCUGGUUAUAAUAGGGAUAUUGACAAGUUUUGGCCGCAAAAAUAAGAGAGAUGCGGUUCGCAAAGCAUGGAUGGGAACAGGUGCUGCUUUGAAGAUGAUGGAGAAUGAGAAGGGAAUUGUUGCUCGGUUUGUUGUUGGAAGAAGCGAAAAUCGUGGAGAUAGUCUAGACUUGGAGAUUGACAUUGAGAACAGACAGAACAAUGAUUUCAUUAUCCUUAAUGACCAUGUGGAGACUUCCAAACAGCUACCAAAAAAGACAAUGUAUUUUUUCGCUUAUGCUUCCAAUUGGGAAGCAGAAUUUUACGCAAAGGUCAAUGAUGACGUGUAUGUUAAUGUUGAUGCUCUGGGAAAUACUCUUGCAGCUCAUGUGGAUAAGCCUCGUGUUUAUAUGGGAUGUAUGAAGUCUGGUGAAGUUUUCUCUGAACCGAACCAAAAAUGGUAUGAGCCAGAGUGGUGGAAAUUUGGUGAUGGAAAAUCGUACUUUCGUCAUGCUUCUGGUGAAAUAUUUGUCAUAUCACAUGCGCUUGCAAAAUUUGUCUCGAUAAAUAGAUCUAAGCUCCGCACUUAUGCACAUGAUGAUGUCAGUGUUGGUUCCUGGUUUAUUGGGCUCGAUAUCAAACACAUUGACGAAAAAAAGUUUUGCUGUUCGUCGUGGGCUUCAGGAGCUAUUUGUGCAGGAGUUCGUUGAAGACUUCUAAGUUCUUUUCCUGAUUGCAACCUCAUGAGGACAGCUACUGAUUUCUUCUACAGAGCAAAUUUUUUUCUGUUCAAGAGCCAUGCCUGGAUCCUGGGCCAUAUACAAUACAUCAAAUAUCUUACUUCGCCUUCUUUAUACUGUACUAGAUACAGUCCGAGUAGAUAGCUACAGUGCCUACAGAUGAGUAGGAAUAGGGAGUGAUAGCUAACCACAGCUCGCCUAUACAUACAUCUUGUUUAUACUGCAAAACUGAUGUUUUAAGGCAUCUGUUCUCCUUCUUUCGUAGGAGUCAGGACUGAGGAGCCACGCUAUAUGCUUGUAUUAGAUGCGAUGUCCUCUUUAAAAACUGAGUUCUGUGUAUAAAGCUCAUUGUUCUUGUGAUGUUUACUUAAUGCAAACUAAUUUCUCUAAUUGCUGGAUAGUUUAAUGAUAAUUUUAUACAAUCUUCCCUAA